Molecule: messenger RNA, 2569 nt
Organism: Magallana angulata
Lineage: Eukaryota; Metazoa; Mollusca; Bivalvia; Ostreida; Ostreidae
Product: TWiK family of potassium channels protein 7-like
Exons: 3
Coding region: 218-1297 (359 amino acids)
Biological process (GO): stabilization of membrane potential; potassium ion transmembrane transport
Cellular component (GO): membrane
Molecular function (GO): potassium ion leak channel activity
Source: RefSeq, a predicted model, not a curated record
UAAAGGUAUGGCAGGGGAAUAGAGUUGAUAAAAAGCCAGAUCUUUAUCUUCAAUCCUUCAAAUGAUGAUAGCUUGUUCAGGACAUUUGAACCUGGAGUCCCCGAUCAAAGCAGGCGAAUGGUAGAUUUAAAAUUUCGACCAGCACCAAAUGUAAAUGGGAAUAAUAAAUGAAACCGAGUUUGUCAAACUGACGUGACAGCUUGCACACGGAAAUUAAAUGAUGCACGAGAGCGGGGAACAGCAGCAAGGAGGACACGGUUCUUGUUACGAUUCUUGUUACGAUUGUCGCAAAAAAUGUUGCUGGUUCUUGAAGAAACUGGUGGUGUUUUGUUUCUCCCAGAUUGGGAUCGUGUGUCUCGUGGUAGCUUAUGCCUUCCUAGGGGCUGCCAUAUUCGAAACUUUGGAGGAACCCAAAGAGGAACUGAAUCGUGUAGUUGUCGGAGAUUUAAGGAAUAAAUCGGUUAAAAAACUUUGGAAACUCAAUAAGGAAUUGUUUUUGUAUGAACAGAAGAACUGGGAACUUGCUGUACAGGAAGUUCUAUUAAAUUUCCAGAAGGAGAUAUAUGUAGCCGUGACGGAGAAAGGGUGGGAUGGCCGAGUCGAGGACUACACCGGGGUUUCUGAUUGGUCAUUUACAGGAGCUCUUCUCUACUCUGUCACUGUCAUUACAACCAUAGGAUAUGGGAACAUUACGCCUAAGACCACAAUGGGACGAUUGGUAACAAUCCUAUAUGCCUUCAUCGGAAUCCCUCUAACAAUGAUUUGUUUGGCUAAUGUGGGUCACGUGCUCAGCAUUUCUUUCAAACUUCUUUACAGACGGUUGAUAUGCAGUAAGAAAAAGAAAGAAAGCAGUUCCGCUUCGUCAGAUUCUUCUUCGAAAUAUCUUGUGACAAACCAGCAAGUAAUUAAAACAGAGACAGAGGACAGCGAAAUGGUUGUUAUUACAGAGGACGAAGGGGUCAAAGAAACCCACGUGCCCGUGUACGUGUGUCUCCUUCUAGUCAUUGCCUACAUUCUCCUUGGGACUGCCCUGUUCAGCCUCUGGGAGUCCUGGGACCCUCUAACGGCGGGCUACUUCUGUUUCAUCACCCUUAGUACGAUAGGGUUUGGUGAUGUGGUGCCAGGUCAUAGUCUGGAGUCCUGGGCCAGUCCGGCCAAGCGCAUCACGUGCGCCCUCUAUCUCCUGUUUGGUCUCACUCUUAUUUCCAUGUGUUUCAGUCUGUUGGUCGACGAGGUUCAGGACAAAACCAGAAGGUUUGGUCGAUGGAUUGGACUGUUAAAAAGAGAAGGAAACUAAUUAUUGCAGCGCCACUUUAUAAUGUACUUGUGAAUUCCCCUUUUGUCAAUGUUGGUUUCACAAAACAUUCUUUUUCUUGCUUGACGUGUCUUUUUAGGCUAUUGGAGCCUCUUUCCUUACAUCUUAUUUCAAAAUAUCUUUACUUACUAUUUUAAUAUGGAUUACUGGUAUUUUGACAAUAUGUACACUCGUAACGAUAUUUUCAUAUGAACAAUUCUGGAAGACGACAUGGCGAAUCUUAAGGUGUACAUUAUGUACUGUGUAUGGGGGAGGGAAUUGGAGUUCAUCACUUCAUCAAUCGAGUGACGAUUAGAAGGGGUGCUCUCUCCUUUAGAAUAUUAUUGUGGCUUUAACUCAACUUGAGAAUUCCUAAUACAUGUAAUAAUGAUUCAAAUUGUACAUUUUAAAAAUAGUGAUAAUUUCCCUUAUUUUUUUUUAAUUGGGCUUUUACUGGACAAAAUAUAUAACAUAAAAGCACAAUUCAAAAUAAGGUUAGAUCAUGAUAAAAAUUAAGUCUUAAUAUAAUUCUAAAGUUACAUUGUAUUUGUUCAAUCCUAACUUGUUUGGAAGUUCCUCUUUUAGAAAAACCGCUAUUUAGCUAGAGUAUGUCCCAAGUUACCGUUCGUGUAACUUUUUGGCUUUUUUUUUUUACGAAAACUUACACAAGCCUGGCAAAGAUAUGGAAUGUAAAUCGAUAUAAGAAAAAAACAACUUCUAUGUUUCUUCAUUAGAGCGUAAUAAAGUUUUACCUGUUAAAAUUAAGAGGAACGAAAACAGAUUUUGGGGAAAUCUGACACCUUUUUUCCAUUCAGAUGUCUCUCGGAACACAUCGCACAAUUUUACAAAAAAUCACCCGGGUUUUAUCGUUUGUCAUUUCUUCUAUGAUUAUAUGUGACUGUUUGUUCAACUACUUGGAUUCUGACGCCAGCCAGUGCAGUCGUUUUAAAUGCAAAAUCCCCGUAUUUUUUUUUCUAAUUUCUAUUCGCGAUCAAUAAUCUGACAAUUUAGAGGGAGUUUUUAAAAAAAAACCCAGUAGUUUUGAACCAUUAUUUAUGAGUAUCGAAUAAUUUUAAACAAUGUGCUGCAUAAACGUCUUAGGAAGAGUACAACAGGCAAAGUAUUCAUAAUAAAUAUACAUGUAAUCUUUUUCUACAAUCAACGCCAUCUCCAUAGCCCUCAUAAACAUCACCUAAUUAAGAUCGAGAGCAUUUUAAUGUGUAUUUUUACUUCUAUCUGUGGAUCUUUCAUCAAUUAUUCAUAUAAAAGAGUAAA